This is a messenger RNA of Epinephelus moara (kelp grouper), 5781 nucleotides long. RefSeq names its product fibrinogen C domain containing 1b (gene fibcd1b). Bases 821 to 2296 code for a protein of 491 amino acids. The record is from RefSeq and is a predicted model, not a curated record. NCBI's taxonomy places the organism in Eukaryota, Metazoa, Chordata, Actinopteri, Perciformes, Serranidae. The transcript has 8 exons.
UCGAGGGCAGGGCGGCACAAGGAAGGAACGCUGCCUUGGAGCGCGGCGUGCGUACCGAAGGGACGCGUUGAUUGACAGUCGGAGGCACGGAGCGCCCCGUGCGGCACACAAGCGGAGCACGCUAAUCUCCCCGUACCCGUCUUGUCAAAGGCAUCUCUGUGAAAUACCAGCCAGAUCAGCCUGGCGCAAAUAAAGGAGGCUCUAUCCAUCCCCUGGGCUCGGUGUUUGGAGUCUUCUCGCCGAUUCAACGAGAAAAAGAAGCAACGCGGCAGCACUGCGACCCUAUCCCAUCCCGUCUUUACCUGUUCGGUCACAACUGGACACAGUCUGGACUAACCUGGCGUCUUAAAGUAUCCUGGACACGGGAGUGGAUGGACAGAAAGGUCAGGUUGCACUUUGCAGUCUGAGCCAAAGAAGAUUUUGUCGGUUCCUUUUUAUGGAGUAAAAGGACUGCGCCCGUUGCUUUCGGGAUCCUCUUUGGGGUUAUUUUUUGUUUUUGUGAAAUCCAACAUAAUUGUGAUGUGUUUGUGAGUCAAGUUACAAACCCUGGAGCCGCUAAACACUCCUUUUCAUUAUUUUUAAGUGGAAUAACGGGCAGAUUAUCAGGAGACUCUCGGGAGGAAUUUUGGUGCGUAAAUUGUGCGGUGUGUGCGGUUGCUGAGCCGCAGAAGUAGUUGUGCCUCCCUUCUUUUCUUGCGUUUAAUACCCAGUUUUCCCAUGGAGAAGGCUAAAACACAGGUUAAGACUUUAUAAAAGGAGCGGGUUUAUUCUCUGUCGCCUGGAACAAACAGGCGGAUCUGAUGCGCAGAUUCUCCGUAGGAUGGUAAAUGACCAAUGGGGAAUCAUGAACAGCUCUUCUGAACUCGAAGAUGGGACUCGGCAUAAAAACCAGACGUUCUGUGAGUGUGUGCCCAGCUCCUCCCAGCUCAAACAUCGCUGGUCAGACUCAGAAACUGCCAGGGAGACCCCGGCCAAGAGGAUGAGCUGCAGCUACCUGCUCUGCACUAUCCUGCUAUUCGUGGCUGUAUUGCUGGCUGUCACCGUAACUGGCACCAUCCUUUUUAUGAAUCACUACCAGGCCCCACCCAUGUCUGAUGGCCUACCCCACAUCUCUACCAAUCAGGAUGAAGCCAAUGCCCUGGUCACUGUUGAGAGAGGCGACGGCUCUCGUAUCAACAUCUUCAUCGAUCCCAACUGUCCCGACUAUAACAGUAACUUUUUGCGCCUGGAGGGUGUGCAGACAUCACUGCUCCACUCGCUAACUGACCAUGACUCUGACCUGAAGUCAGUGAAAGGCCAGGAUCGGGCUCUUCUUGUCAAUCUGGCUGAGGAGGUGGCUAAGCUGUCAGCACACGCCGGGCAACUGAAAAUGGACUAUGAAUCCUUGCGCAGGGGGCAGGGCAGCCUGGGGCAAGACCUCAACACGCUGCAGACGGAGCAGGGACGCCUCAUACAGCUGCUGUCAGACAGUCAGAUCAACAUGGUGAAGGUGGUGAACUCGGUGAGUGAUGCUCUCAAUGCCAUGCAGAAGGAGAACGUGGGCCUGAAGGCGCGUGUCAAGGCCGACUUGCAGAGGGCACCAGUCAGAGGGGCCCGUUUCAAGGGCUGCGCCAAUGGCUCACGUCCCCGUGACUGCGGUGAUCUGUACGCCAGUGGUCAGAGAGAGGACGGCAUCUACUCAGUGUUCCCUGUUCACCACCCCUCAGGCUUCCAGGUCUACUGCGACAUGACUACGGACGGAGGAGGCUGGACGGUGAUCCAGCGCAGGGAGGACGGCUCAGUCAACUUCUUCCGAACAUGGGAGUCAUAUCGGGAGGGAUUUGGCAAGAUCACCGGUGAACACUGGCUCGGGCUGAAGCAGAUCCAUGCCCUGUCCAUCCAAGGGAACUAUGAGCUUCGUAUCGACUUGGAGGACUUUGAAAAUAGCACUGCUUACGCCCAGUAUGGAACCUUUGGAGUAGGCCUCUUCUCAGUCGACCCUGAUGAUGAUGGAUAUCCUUUGACUGUGGGGGACUAUUCUGGCAAUGCAGGUGACUCUCUGCUGAAGCACAACGGGAUGAAGUUCACCACCAAAGACAGGGACAACGACCACUCGGAGAACAACUGCGCCUCUUUCUACCAUGGUGCCUGGUGGUACCGCAACUGCCACACCUCCAACCUUAACGGCCAAUACCUGCGCGGCCAGCACACCUCCUAUGCCGACGGCAUCGAGUGGUCCUCGUGGACUGGCUGGCAGUACUCCCUCAAGUUCUCCGAGAUGAAGAUUCGACCUACCCGUGACCCAGAGAAUAAAUGAGAAAGACAAAAGGAUAAAAGGAGGAAAAAGAAGAAGUUUUUUGAAACAUUACAAACCACAGUUUCUGACAGCUAGGCGGAGUUACUUGUCUUGAUAUUGUUUAUUCACUAAAAAACAUACCUCUUUGAGUUUAGUUGACUCUGCUGUUUGCCUCCUGAUGUCUCGCUCCCUUUUUGCUCCUCUUCCUCCAUCACUCAGCUACUAGUGUCAUGCCAGCUACCAUUGUCCUUCCCCCUGGUUCCUUUCUUGAAAAAAAAUGUAACCGUCAUCAUGAAUAUUUUUGAUCAUUCAGUUCACACAAACAGCUUACCAGAGCUCACAGUCCACUGCGCUAGCUUUACUCAGUCUGACAUGGUGGUCCAAGCAUCACCUGCAGGAUCACACACCAGUAAUUCGCUCCUGACAUGUAACUCUGACCUCCCAUCUGUGCUGACAUGGCACUUUGAUUGUGGUUCAGUCUCACUGCCCAUUGCUGUAUAAUCUGUGAGGGGAGAGGGUUGCGCCACAUAUAAUAGAAACAGACAAACUCUUUGCAAAAAUAUGAACGGAGAUAAAAAUCCUCCUCCUUUCCCCAUUUGCAAAGGAAGUUUCCCCGGUGAGAAGGGACAGCGCAGUGGUACACUAUGUCACAUUUACAUCCUCGAUCUGUGUGAAUGAGACCCAGCAGGGUAGUGGCAAGAAGUGCAGGGCCUCAGAUAAUUAGAGGAAGACAGAGACGGAGAGAACGAGGAAACAAUUUGACAAGAGGUAAAUUAGUCGAAAGGAUGAAGGGGGAGCAGGGUGGAUCAAAGGGGAGAGAGGAAGUGGAAGAAGAGGAGGUGCAAAAAGGAUGAGAAAGAGAAAUGAGAAAAAGGAAGAGACAACGGAGGAUCUCAUUCAUCUGACUUGGGCCAUUAGGGAGCAUAUUGGGCACUUUGUCUGAUCUGCCUGCCAGCUGAGUACUGGCCAACUGAUGCAGCACUCACAGAUGGUAACCCAGCACUUUGUGUGUGUGUACGUGGGUAUGUGUGUGUAUGCGUGUGUGUCUAUGACGGAGAGAGACAGACAGAGUUCUCUAACAUUAUCAAUUUCCUGUCAUGAGUUCAGUAGAGCGUCUCGACUGACUACAAUGUUUAGCACAGACAUGAUGCAUGGCUGGCAUACCUUUCACUCUCCAUUUAAGUAGUUAACAUCAAAUAACAAAGCCUGUAAUGUAUGUACAUGUGACAGGAGGGUAAAGACACUGACAACAAUUUAAAGGAGACCAACGGGAUCAGAGAAUGAAGGAGGAAUCAAAGACUGUGUCAUGACUUCCCACUUCCCUCUCGUCUUCUCGGACCUGAUGAGGAAAUGUUACAUUUUUGCCAACGACCCCACAUUCCCACCUCUUUGGUUUGUCCUCUGAUUUGUAAUUUUUUUUCUCCUUUCCAGGUGAUUCUUACGGGAUCCGUUUGCGUGACACAGUUCCUCUUGUCAUGCAAAGGGAGAGAAAGUUGCUGUAAAAUAAGAUUUGACGCUCUCAGCCACUGUCUUUUUUUUUCUUCUGAGUAGGAAUUCUACAAUGUGUUAUGGCAAAAACAAAAUUGCCGAAAGCAAAAAAAAAAAAAAAAGAAUAACAGAAAAAGAAAAAAAAUGUCAUGAAGAAAAACACAAAGGCAAACUGUGGGCAGAAAUAGUGCAAUCCUGAUUUUCCGUCUUUUUUUUAAGUCGGUGAAUCAACUUUUCUCAGUUUCAUCGAGUUUAUUUGGAUGUACUAAAAGCUUUAAAAAAUUAUCUGUAGAUUUUAUUGUACAGUGUUUAUGACUUUUAGAGCAUGUGAAGCUGUUUUCUUACUAUGCUAAAACACAAAGAGUACUCAAGCACAUGGACUUCACAAAAUCCACCAGUUAAAACAAACAAAAAAAAAAAAUCAACAAGUGAAGAAAGUAUUUACAGAACUUUUUUCCCUUCCUCUGCCUGAAAAGCAAGCGAGAGUGGCCUGUGCCGCUUUGAAGGUCGGAUAUGAGUGACGGGGAGGAAUGUGAUUACCCCUUAAGCACAUGCCCGUUCAAAUCUGCAGCACAAAUAUAAAUCUUUUUACGGAGGCACAAAAAUACGAGAGAGAGAUUUCAAACCUCCUGGCACAUUUAGCUGCCUUGCUGGACAUAUGUGAUCUUUCUGACAUCUUGGCUUCGGAAAGCCCCAUGGCGCUGGGAGACAGUUUUGAAUGUGUGCUGAAGGGUGUUGCCCCAGCUGACAGUGGGUUAACGUGUAGCACCGAGCAAUGUUGCACCGGAUACCUCUGACACUGGAACAGCUGUGAGCUUUUCUGUCAUCGCUGGUGCUGGGGAAGGAUCUCCCAUUGCUGUUUGUGCAGCGCCUCGGCUGUGUGCAUACAGCUAUACGUCAUGUCUCGGCGGACUGCUGCCACCUCUCUUCAACAUCAAAGCACAGACACAUGUUGCAAGUACUUGCUGGUUUUAUUAUGGCACAAAGAUGGAGGUUUGAUAAUGUCAGAGGAUAUAGCGAAUUUAAAACAAGCUCAAAAUGUAUGAGUUCACUUGGGGAGAAGGGGACUGGCGUGUGAGAGCGUAUGCAAAUGUGUGUGUGUCUCUGUGCUAGACAGAGGGUGUGUGUGUGUUAGCGCGUGUGCACAUGUGUGCGUCUACAGUGUCUCUGUGUGUAUAUGCACAUGCUUCAGUUUGUACAUGCCCAUGUGCAUGAGCCAGAUGACAGAGCGGGAGGCUGAGUGCGUCUCUCUGUGGAAUUUUGAAGUAAUGUGAUGCUUAUGUACAACUUGCCUCCCCUGCUAUUUGUGUCGAUAACAGAGAGAUUUACAUAAUUAUAAAGAACUAUUACUUAUUGUGAUUGUGAACCCAUGAGAGUGGACACCACCUUCUGGUACUGUGUUGAAACUGCGCUCGUACCCUAAAACCCCCCCGAGAUCCCACUCCCUAAAAAUCUUUAUCUUCACCUCGACACAACGUUGUGCUCACUGUAUAUGUUAAUGCUAUGUCGCCCCUUGUUAUUAAAAUGUAAAGUAUUAUUUGCCAUGCCCCCUUCUGUGUUUUUGUUGAGUGAAUGCCUUUAUAGUCACUCUCUCUGCUGCAGCUUGCUAAGUCUCCAAUGGAAGAGAUGAUAAAAGAGUGAAAUCAGAGGUUCUAAUCAUUCCCAGUUAUCCCGCUCAUUACAGUGCAUCAGCAACCCCCUGAUCGAUCCCCCAGCUCCCCAAACCUUCUAUCUUUCUUACUGUGUACCUCCUUAAUUGCCUUAGCCUCUGCUGCCAAUUCCCCCUCACUCCAUAGCUCCUAAAUUCUCCUCUCUUCUCUUCCCGGCUCCCGACUCCCUGCCUCUUUAUUGCUCUGCUUUUUGCCCCACUCUGCUCUCUCCCUGCCCUCAGUCCUCCCAUUCCUUCAGUCCCAGCGCAGAACUAACUCUGUUUUCUUUUUCUUUUCUUUUUGGUGAAGUACUAUAGAUUGUUUUGCUGAAUCUUGAUACUGUGUUUUAAUGUUCUUGUCAACAUUUAA